Peronospora matthiolae is the source of this 1338-nucleotide messenger RNA. Lineage: Eukaryota; Oomycota; Peronosporomycetes; Peronosporales; Peronosporaceae. The record is from the annotation of a GenBank genome assembly.
AUGCGCGGUGAGAUCGACUGCAAGGCACCGGGCCUUCAGCUUCUGAGACACAAAGCGUUGGAGAAGCUGCAGUCAUGGCCUAGUCACGAGUUUCUGCAUAUGAAGCGAGAGUGGAAUCAGAGCGCAGAUCGACUAGCCAGCACAGCAUUGCAGAGCGAAAAGGGAAGAACGGUUGUAGCUGAAGAGGAUCGGCAAGAUCUGAUGACUCUGAACCGUCUCGAUGAAUUGUUGAAGCCCAAGCAAGAUGGUCAGCUAGCUCGGGUAACUGCGAUCGCGAGAUCAGCCAGGAGGAUACGUCAUGAACCUGAAGUGAUACAGGAGGAGAUAGUACAGAGGAUCAGGAUUCAACGAAUUGUCCAAGCUCAAGAUGAAGAGCGUUGGAUUGUCAAUCUCAAGACACAUCUAAGUGGCGAUGUAUCAAACUUGGAUGCGGUAGAAGUGAAAAUGUGCGCCAAACUGGCGCCGGAAUACGAGAUCGAUGAGAACAAUCUGCUAUUUUUUUGCCCCAUGGCGAAAAGAGAGUCGGAAGAUCGCGAUGGUUUGAUGCGGUUGGUGAUCCCUGAGAUGUUGCAGCAGGAUUUUUUGCAUCACUAUCACACGAGUCUGGAAGGAGGCCAUCAGGGUAUUGGCCGAACCUAUCAGAGGAUCAGAUCGCGAUUUCAUUGGAGAGGACUGUAUCGGAGCGUUCAACGAUAUGUGGGCGAAUGUACCGACUGUGAUACCGGGAAAGGAAACCCGAUGAUUCAUGGGAAAUCCCCGGGCAAUCUACACGCAACCUAUCCAUUCCAGAUCAUCGCCAUGGAUCAUAUACCGUCGUUGCCCAAGUCCAUCAAGGGGAACACCGAACUGCUCAUUUGGGUCGACCUUUUCUCGGGAUAUGUGAUUGCAAAGGCUAGCUCCUCUCGGACGGCACAAACAAUAGCGGAGAAUUACGAAGAUUGUGUGUUUCGACGCUUCGGAGCUAGCGAGGCUAUCAGGCACGAUCGAGAACCGGGAUUUAUGUCCGACUUCUUUCGAGCCUUCAGUCGGAUCGUAGGACAAAAACAGCGUGCUACUAUGGCUUACAGGCCACAAGCAAAUGGAACAGCCGAACGAAUGGUGCAAACCCUGACACAUUCGCUCAAGAUGUACGUGGCUGAAGUUGACCAGCGAGACUGGGAUGAGUAUGCUGAGCGGCUCACAUUUGCCAUUAACACUGCACAAGAUCGGAUCCGGGGGGAUACCCCAUUUUAUCUGAUUCAUGGGUGGGACCCGCGAUCGACUUUGGAGGCUACGCUACCAGUGGGAAAUACGGGGACACGAGAUCGCGAUCCAAAGAGGUGGAGAUACAAAAUUUAA